This is a messenger RNA of Carassius gibelio (silver crucian carp), 832 nucleotides long. RefSeq lists its product as uncharacterized. Lineage: Eukaryota; Metazoa; Chordata; Actinopteri; Cypriniformes; Cyprinidae. The transcript is spliced from 6 exons. The record is from RefSeq and is a predicted model, not a curated record. The coding region runs from base 178 to 798 and encodes 206 amino acids.
AGCAGGUUGUUUAGUCUAAAUGGUAACAAAUAUAAUUGGUCACUAGUAACUCAUCUACUAUAACUUAAUGAAAACACUUGUGAUUUAUUAUUGAAUAAAUUCUUGUGGUUUGAAUGUGAAAGUUCAGUGAUCUUGUGGCAUGAUGCCACAUUUGCUCCUUGCAGAAGAGUUGUAGAGAUGUAUCUGCGAGUCUCCAUUUUUCUUUUCAUUCCUCUCACUGGAGGAUUUGGUCUAGUGUGUUAUGAUUGCCAGGGUCCAAAAGGAAUUACUUGUGAAAAAAAUACGACAUGUGAUGAUGAACAAAGCAUGUGUAUAACUAAAAGAAUAAUAGAAUAUAGCAGCUCAGAAAAUGGUGACAAAGUGGAAGAGACCAUAGAGAGAAGUUGUGCCACAACAUAUGACUGUGAAAUCUGGUACAUUACAACAGGCAAUUCUUUCCAGUGCUGCGACACCGACUUGUGCAAUGAACAAGAUGACAUAGAUUUCUCAUACUCUUAUUAUGAUCAUGUUGCUUAUUAUGAUCAUGAUGAGAAGAAAUGUUUCACUUGUGAUGAGGAGGACUGCUCAGACAUACAGAGUUGUGUGGAGGAUGAAGACUUCUGCUUUACUGCAAAGGGAAAUCAACCAAACACUGUAAAAGGAUGUGCCUCCAAAUACAUCUGUGAUUGUCCGCUAAAAUGGCUAGGACCUGGCUAUAUCACAUGUUGUGAGGGUAACCUGUUUAACGGCUCUCAGAGCGUCACCCAGAGCUUCCAGUUCCUCUGCUAUUCUCUGCUCUCCUUCAUCCUGCUGCACUGAAUCCAGCAGCAAAGACCCUCCACAUCAGCCAGAA